GCUGAGGUGGAGGAAACACUGAAGCGAAUUCAGAGCCAAAAAGGAGUGCAAGGAAUCAUUGUUGUUAAUUCUGAAGGUAUUCCUAUCAAAAGUACUAUGGACAACUCCACGACAGUCCAGUACGCUGGCCUCAUGCACAGCUUCAUCAUGAGGGCGAGGAGCACCGUGCGCGACAUCGACCCCCAGAACGACCUCACCUUCCUGCGCAUCCGCUCCAAGAAAAACGAGAUCAUGGUGGCACCAGAUAAAGACUACUUCCUGAUUGUCAUCCAGAAUCCAACUGAAUGAUUACACUGACUUGUUCUGUUUUUUCCCUUUGUUUUGUCUAACAUUUUUUAAUUUAAUGUUAAACAAUAGAGCAUUAGUGUUAACUCUGCUAUGCCACUUCAGUAAGGUCUGAAAAAACAAAAGCAGGUGUUUUUGGUGUUUGCA
Merops nubicus (carmine bee-eater) is the source of this 432-nucleotide messenger RNA. It is a transcript of the gene DYNLRB1, whose product is annotated as dynein, light chain, roadblock-type 1. The transcript is spliced from 3 exons. Gene Ontology annotation, cellular component: cytoplasm; cytoplasmic dynein complex; centrosome. Gene Ontology annotation, biological process: microtubule-based movement. The record is from RefSeq and is a predicted model, not a curated record. Lineage: Eukaryota; Metazoa; Chordata; Aves; Coraciiformes; Meropidae. The annotation marks the transcript as partial. Gene Ontology annotation, molecular function: dynein intermediate chain binding.